AUGACCAAUUUGAUCGACAGCGGAGUGGACAUUGUCGGCUGCAUGAACCUCACAUCCCUAUCGGACUUCGAGUCUGCCGUGUCACCGCUUGCAACCAGUCCCUCCUCGACGACUCUCCAUGCACCUCGUGCACCGCCAUUCUCUCGAGCGUCCACGCCUCAUACCUCUGCCGGCCGUCGGCCGUCUCAGACUGCACGACAUACCCCUUCAUAUAUACAAAGAUUAGAUUGUGAUCCGAAAUCUGGUUACCUCUGCAUAUAUAAAGAUGUGUUUGAUUACAUAUUAGUACCUUGGCAUUUUCAUUCCAUAACUGACAGGUUGGUUAAGUACGAUUGUAGAUCUUACCAAAGGAAAGUUCAAAAUAAGGCCCAAAUACGAUACCAAACCCAAUAA
This is a messenger RNA of Striga asiatica, 393 nucleotides long. Lineage: Eukaryota; Viridiplantae; Streptophyta; Magnoliopsida; Lamiales; Orobanchaceae. The record is from the annotation of a GenBank genome assembly.